CAUCUUUGUUUGUUUGUAACAUCUUUGUACAAGUUUACUGUUUUGACUUUAUAUUUUAUAAUCUAUAGGUGGGGAUUGGGGAGAGUGAGCACAGAACAUUGUGUUUUAAUUUUGACGUAUAGCGAAUGGAUUGUUCUGUGUUAUAGCGAACAGAAGACAUGGAGAGCGAUAACAAACAAAAAGAUGAAGACGAUAAAAUUUUCAUAGCUAAGACACCCUUAGAAAUUCAAAGAUUGAAGUUAGAAAAAUUGAUGAAAAAUCCGGACAAGCCUGUCACAAUUCCUGAAAGGCCAAAGGACAAGAGCAUGCCCCAUGUGCCCGAUUUUGUGCGGAAUGUUAUGGGCUCCAGUGCAGGUGCAGGGAGUGGAGAGUUUCACGUCUACAGACAUCUACGCAGGAAGGAGUAUGCUAGGCAGAAAUUCAUCCAAGAAAGAGCUGAGAAGGAUCUGAUGGAUGCAGCCUAUCAUCAGAAAUUAGAAGAGCAUCGUCAUGCUGCUGAAGAAAGGACUGCAAAGAAAAGAGCAAAAAGACUGAAGAAAAAACAGAAGGCCCGAAAACAUCCAAAGAGUGAAAACUUAAGCAAGUCUCAGAACAGCAAUUCUGCAAGUGAAGACAGUGCUGAAAGUGGAAGCAGUGGUGACGAAGAAAAUAAAUGAUAUCUGGUUUUCAAUUUGAUCUCAUUUGCAAUCAGUAAGGAUAAAUGAAAAUAUAGUCCUAAGAGAAGCAUACAUUAUGUAUUCUGUGCAGAAAAUCAUAUGUUCAUGUAUCAGUAAUGGUAUAUAUUUUCAUAUUUCUGCAAGAUGAGAACUGUCAUUAUCUCACUGCUGUACUAAGUCUAAUUCAUUAUCAUUAUUUUUUACUGAUUGUGGGGCGAGCUAAUAAUAGUCCCUCAAAAAAAUGUUCAUGUUUGCUUGUGCAACAUUAUUUCUUUAUUUGCUUCCAACAACUAGCAAUUUGGAAAUGAGCAUUCCCAAAUAUUACCACUAGUAAAAAUUGUACAGAUUAAACACAUGGGUCCCAGGAUCAGCUCUGACCUCUUGACAGAAUUUUUCUAUAUGUUUUACAGUUAUGGAAGAUUUUACAAAUUUAUUUUCAACUCAGUGUUUUGAUGAUACAAGGAAAUUCAGCUUUGGAUAUUAAUAUCCAUACAGGUGGCAGUUCAGCUCCACGUACACUGAUGUUGUUUUGGCAUAAUAAAUCUCAUUUCAUUAUUGUAA
Schistocerca nitens (vagrant locust) is the source of this 1217-nucleotide messenger RNA. Its product is annotated as PRKR-interacting protein 1 homolog. Gene Ontology annotation, molecular function: protein kinase binding; double-stranded RNA binding; protein kinase inhibitor activity. The record is from RefSeq and is a predicted model, not a curated record. Gene Ontology annotation, cellular component: nucleolus. Bases 159 to 656 code for a protein of 165 amino acids. Lineage: Eukaryota; Metazoa; Arthropoda; Insecta; Orthoptera; Acrididae. Gene Ontology annotation, biological process: negative regulation of protein kinase activity. The transcript has 3 exons.